Messenger RNA from Impatiens glandulifera, 1536 nucleotides. RefSeq names its product lysine histidine transporter-like 8. The transcript has 4 exons. NCBI's taxonomy places the organism in Eukaryota, Viridiplantae, Streptophyta, Magnoliopsida, Ericales, Balsaminaceae. Bases 1 to 1536 code for a protein of 511 amino acids. Gene Ontology annotation, cellular component: plasma membrane. The record is from RefSeq and is a predicted model, not a curated record.
AUGAAUGAAGUAACCAAAUCAUCAUCACCACAACUCGUGUCUUGUCCUCCGUCCCAAUUUCACUCCCCGUCCUUAUCUCGAUCGCCUCUCCUCUCGUUAGAUAAUGAUAUCGCUCCAGCGAAGACCCCCAAUAAGUCGCGCACCCCAUCUCGGUUCAUCACUCCCUUGGGAAGCCCACUCAGGAAAGCUUUGAGGCUAACCAAGCUCGACCCGCAUGACGCCUGGCUACCCAUCACCGAGUCUAGAAAUGGGAACGCUUAUUAUGCAGCCUUCCAUACCUUAUGCUCCGGGAUUGGGAUCCAAGCACUCGUCCUUCCCGUUGCCUUCACUGUUCUUGGCUGGACUUUGGGGGUCAUAUGUGUAUCAUUGGCAUUCAUAUGGCAACUUUACACUCUCUACUUGUUGGUGCAACUACAUGAAUCACCCGAAACAGGGCUACGUUAUAGUCGAUACAUGCAACUCUGUAAUUUAACCUUUGGGGAGAAGCUUUCAAAGGUUCUAGCGUUGUUCCCCAUUAUGUACCUCUCAAUCGGGACGUGUGUGGCUUUGAUCAUCAUUGGAGGUUCGACAUCCAAGAUGAUCUUCGACUUGGCUGCUUGUAGCGGUGGAACGGUUUGCACGAUGCACCGGUUGACUACGGUGGAGUGGUACUUGGUCUUCACGUGUGCGGCCGUGCUGCUGUCACAAUUGCCCAACUUGAAUUCCAUUGCCGGCGUUUCCCUGUUGGGUGCCACGACGGCUGUUGGGUAUUGUACCUUGAUAUGGACUUUGUCCGUGGCAGAGGGAAGGGUGGAAAACGUGUCUUAUGAUCCUGUUAGAGGCGGGAGCCAGAUCAGACAGUUCUUUAACGUUCUCAAUGCACUUGGGAUCAUUGCUUUUGCUUUUAGAGGACACAAUCUCAUCCUCGAGAUUCAGGGCACUAUGCCAUCGAGUGAAAAGCACCCUUCGAGCGUGCCAAUGUGGAAGGGUGUCCGUGUUGCUUAUGUGAUUGUUGCUCUAUGUUUGUUUCCUCUCGCCAUAGGUGGUUAUUGGGUGUAUGGUUCCAAGAUUCCUGCGAACGGAGGCAUGUUGACAGCUUUGUACGCGUUCCACGGGCAGGAUGCUCCCAAGUCUCUGUUGGGGCUUAUAAGCAUUUUUGUGAUUAUUAAUGCAGUUAGCUCCUUUCAAAUUUAUGGAAUGCCAAUGUUUGACGAUAUGGAAUCCACUUUUACUACAAAAAUGAAGAAGCCAUGUCCAUGGUGGCUGCGCGCCAUCUUUCGUGUCAUGUUCGGGUUUGGAUGCUUCUUUGUGGCUGUGGCCAUACCCUUCUUGGGAAGCCUGGCCGGGCUCAUUGGAGGGAUUUCUUUACCUGUGACCUUGGCAUAUCCUUGUUUCAUGUGGCUAAAGAUGAAGAAACCCAAAACUUAUGGCUCCAUAUGGUGGCUAAAUUGGACAUUGGGCUUGUUAGGGAUUGGACUAAGUGUUAUACUUAUUGCUGCGGGAAUAUAUGUUGUGAUAGACACUGGAGUUGAAUUUAGCUUCUUUAAGCCUCGCUAA